AUGCCCGUCUUUCGAGGAUUCAGUCCCAUUUGCCUCCAAAAUAAAGGAUGCUCUAUCCGCCAAAUGCUAACCCUUCUGGGAGCACUUCUUAUUUGCUUUUGUGUCGACGGUUGUACGUACAACAUUGGCAUAAUGAUCUCCUACUGGUCAACAAGUCUCAACGUCGAUACAUUCUUUCUCUCGUGGGUCGGUUCAAUCCAGAUGCUUUGCACUUACGGUUUGGGGCCGUUGUCUAGCUUUCUCAUAAAUUACUUCGGACUGACUGCCGUAGCCAUUACAGGGGCAAUAGUUGCUUCGUUGGGUCAUUUAAUAACUGGGAUUGUGGGGAGUAUGAUUACAUUGUAUAUAUGCUUCGGCGCAAUGGCUGGAAUCGGUUAUGGGUUGCUUUACAUGGCUGCCAUUAUUGCUGUCACUACGGGAUUUGAUGAGUUACGACCAAUGGCAAUGGGAAUCAUGGCCUGUGGGUCCGGAAUAGGCGCCUCUGUACACAGUAUAUUGUACCCUUUUAUCGAAUCCAUCGUAACAUGGAAGGGACUGAGUAUCUCAACAGCUGGAUUACUUCUACAUGCCUGCAUAUUCGGCUGUCUUCUCGGACUUACCCCACCCAAGAUAUCAGCUCAGCCCCAAGUUACUCAGUCAGCCCAAAACCCUAUAUCUAGUAUGUUUAGCCUCGAUUUCCGUUCCCUUGGUCUUCUGGGUUCAGGGUAUCUUAAUCUGCCUACGAAUCCAACUAAUGAGGCAUCUACAUCACAGGCGAAUCUAAAAAAUGCGAUAGUUACUCCAAACAUGCAACACAUGAUGGGAAGUUUGGGAUCAUUUACAUAUUUGGUUGAAAUUGAGAAGAUUGUGAACCAGAUGGGACUAUUUGGAAAGGGAGAUCCCCUACAUAGGAAUACUGCGUUUCUUGUCUUUAUUAUUGCAGUAUUUCUUCAAUCACUCGGAUCUCUCUCACCAGUCGUUCUGUUUUUCGAUAUGUUGCUCAUGGAAGGUAUGAAUGAGAAAUCGGCAUCAAGUACGGUUGCAUUAAUGGGGAUAUUUAAUGCAGUUGCGAGGCUGCUAUUUGGCACAUUGGCCACAUUUGGUUGGGUGAAUAAAACAUUUCUUCUUGCACUCUUCAUGGUAGCUAGUGGAGGAAUCAACGUUGGCGUGUUCUUCUUUCAACAAGUGCAAUUUUUGCAGUUAUAUUCCUGUGUCGUUGGACUCUGUCUAGGUACGUCCCUCUUAGCUGCGAUUGUUCUUUUUAAAUACUCUUCAGCUAUUUUUUUAGCGUUCUUGAGACAGCAUACAUAUAUUAACGAACAACGAGGUGUGACGGUGCUGCAUCCUCUAGUGUUAGCGGAUCUUGUUCAGCUGGAACGCUUAACUGAAGCCAUGGGGUGGGAAAUCAUGUUAGGUGGCUUGGGUUAUUGCUUGAGUACGCCACUAGCCACCAGCAUCAAUCUAUGGCAUGGCAAUAUUCACAUCAGUUACCUCGUAUCAGGGAUACUCAUGGUGCUUGGAGGGUGCUUUGCAAUUCUCACCCAUUGGUCACAUCGCACCUUCACCGAGGACGAUGUCAAUCGUCUACGCAGACGCCUUGAGGCGGCGCUCGGUUAG
Messenger RNA from Mesocestoides corti, 1596 nucleotides. The record is from the annotation of a GenBank genome assembly. NCBI's taxonomy places the organism in Eukaryota, Metazoa, Platyhelminthes, Cestoda, Cyclophyllidea, Mesocestoididae.